UGAUUUGUCUGAAUAUGACUUAUCUUUUCUCUUUACUCUCUAGGCACAGCUGUAUGGUUGUUGCUUCCAUUUAUUUGUUAUCCAUUUUUAUGUACUCAAAUCUUAAAUACUCUAAUAUCAUUUACUCCACUAGCCCCUCCACCACAUCUUUUUUAUUUUCUUUUACAAAAUAAUUGUUAAGUUUUGUGUUUGUGAUAUUUCCUCUUAAAUAUCUUAAUGACAACUACAUUUCAUUAGAAAAAAAAAUCCACACUUGUGAAUAUGGAGGUGCAUUCAAGAUUAUUGUAAUCUAUUCCUUUCUUGCUUAUAACAAAUAAAAAAGAAAAAAAUCAAGAAUGUAAAGGGGAUGGAAAUUUUUCUUCUUUCAAAAUUUUACUUCAUCAAGAGAAAUUUCCAACACCCUUUUUAGAUCUGAUGUUUCUUGUUGCAUUUUUUCAGAUUAUUGUUUUGCUAACAGCAAUAAAUGCAGAAUUUUCAUCAAGGCUGCUUGAUUCAGUUCUUCAAGAUUAUGCUUUUAGGGCAUUUGUUAGGCCAAGAACUGGGAUUCCUUAUGAUGGGAAUGUGCCUUUUAAUUACACUGGAAUCAAAGUUUCUGCACUGAGGUUAAGAAGUGGGAGUAUGAGGAGAAGGGGUGUUAGUAAAUACAAAGAAUUUCAUAUCCCAAUUGGUGUUUUGGAGCAACCUUAUGUAGAGAGGCUUGUUUUGGUGUAUCAUAAUUUAGCCAAUUGGUCUGAUUUGUAUUACCCUUUACCAGGUCAUAUUCAUUUAACACCGGUUUUGGGUAUUUUAACUUAUGAUGCUUCGAAUUUGUCAUCCAUUAAUUUGCCUGAGUUGGAUAUCCGACCUUCAAAGAAUCCCAUUUUGAUUAAUUUUUCUAGUAUAGUGAAGCCUGUGCCAAUGGGAUUGUUGCCCAAGUGUGUCUACUUUAACUUGGAUGGUGCAGUUGAGUUUGACAAUAUAUUGAAUGGGAAUGUAUGUAAGACGACGAAACAAGGACAUUUCUCUAUAGUGGUUGAGUUUACUACUGCUGCUGAGCCAGAACCAGAACCCGAACCCGCCAGUGGAGGUGAUAGAAGUGGUGGUAGGAAAAAUUGGGUGAUAUUUGGAUCAGUUGUUGGUGGAUUUGUGGCAUUGAUUUUCUUGGUUUUAUUGAUUGCUUGUCUGAACAAGUAUGAUAAGAAGAAAAAGAUUGAUAGAAUGGAAGAAGCAGCUGAUAGAGGUGUACCACUGCUAAUGACAAAAAUUGGGAAUACAAAGGCACCAAUAGCUUCAGAGACUCGUACAAGACCCUCGUUAGAGAAUGAAUAUCUUCCAUAGAUUUGAUUCUUUCUUUUUUUUUAUUCUGAUAAUCCAAUGAUUUUUUGCGAUAUUUUAAUUCAAUUCAUUCCCUUCCAUUCUGUUGUACGUUCUACUUUACAUUGGGUUAUCAGUAAAUUGAUCAAGUUUUACUA
Solanum lycopersicum (tomato) is the source of this 1451-nucleotide messenger RNA. RefSeq lists its product as uncharacterized. Lineage: Eukaryota; Viridiplantae; Streptophyta; Magnoliopsida; Solanales; Solanaceae. The record is from RefSeq and is a predicted model, not a curated record. Gene Ontology annotation, cellular component: membrane.